This is a messenger RNA of Cynoglossus semilaevis (tongue sole), 415 nucleotides long. Its product is annotated as apolipoprotein A-IV-like. NCBI's taxonomy places the organism in Eukaryota, Metazoa, Chordata, Actinopteri, Pleuronectiformes, Cynoglossidae. Gene Ontology annotation, molecular function: lipid binding. The transcript has a single exon. Gene Ontology annotation, cellular component: extracellular region. The record is from RefSeq and is a predicted model, not a curated record. The annotation marks the transcript as partial. Gene Ontology annotation, biological process: lipoprotein metabolic process; lipid transport.
AAAGAAUCACGUUUGUUUUCUUUCUUGCGUUCCUGCAGCACCCUCAUCUCUCAGAGCACCAAGGCCGUCAACCAGUUCACCGACACCCUGCGCACUCAGGUGGCGCCGCUCACCAAAGACCUGGUGUCCAGGGUCUCCCAGGAGGCCGAGAACCUGAAGGUGCGUCUGCAGAAAGACCUGACCGUCGUGGGCACCAACCUGCAGCCCUACGCCGAGGAGAUGAUGUCAGAACUCCAGCGGCAGGUGGAGGAGCUGAGAAACGAUGCGGUCCCCUACGCCGAGAACAUGGACCCCGAGGCCCUGAAGACGGUCCUGCUGCAGAGGAGCCAGAACCUGAAGGAGCAGCUGGAAAAGAACAUUGAGCAGCUGCAGGAGCAGAUGGUUCCCUUCACCGAGGAGAUGAGGCAGAAGGUGG